This is a messenger RNA of Fomitopsis serialis, 801 nucleotides long. RefSeq lists its product as uncharacterized. The record is from RefSeq and is a predicted model, not a curated record. The transcript has 4 exons. NCBI's taxonomy places the organism in Eukaryota, Fungi, Basidiomycota, Agaricomycetes, Polyporales, Fomitopsidaceae. Bases 1 to 801 code for a protein of 266 amino acids.
AUGCCAAUGAACUUCAGGCUCCCCGCCCUAGACGUGUCCGGCGACUUGCCAGUCGACGAAGUGAACCCAAGUCAUGUUGACGAGUCUCUGCUUGAUCAGCCACAGGCAUUCGGUCUAGGAUCCUCCACGGAAGCCGCCGUGUAUCCACCGUAUGCCUUCAACAUGAGCAUCGCUGACAGCGGGCAUAUAUACAACGUAUAUGACGCAGAUGUACUGGAGUUAUAUGGCGUGCAAGGCAUCAUCACGGACACGUCGGCCCCAGAACCGCCCCGAGUCGAGUCUAUGCAUAAUGUCAACAUGUUCGACGGUCAAGCCGCUAUUCCGGUGCCUCAUCAACCUGACGUGGCCGAAACGUACUCGUUGUCCGACAACGCCCAGGAAUCUUCAUCGGUAUGGCUGCCUUAUACGCAACUGUGGUUGCGCGUGCUGACAUGGGAGGGAAAGCGUCAUGCAUCACAGCCCACGCCCGCAACCGACGAGGUGACGCACAUGACGUGCAUGUGGGAUGGGUGCGGCGCCCGUAUUCAGCUCACGAAACUCGCGAUCAAGGCGCACAUUAAGCAGACCCACCUCAAGAACGCGCGGUCCUUCGUGGACAAGGACAAAGUCAAGAUAUGCUGCGAGUGGGACGGAUGCAGCCUCGAGGUGACCAACUUCUGGAGGCACGUAUACGAGCGACACACCCAUGUCAUGCGCAAGGUGCCGUGCGAGCAAUGCACGGAGGUGUUUACGCGGCCGGGGUCUCUGCGCAGACAUCGCCAGAGGCACCCGGCGUGUGCCCCUCCUGAAGCCAUGGCGUAG